CCUCCACUGCAUCACUCCAUCCUGCAGAAUAAGCGACUGUCCCACGGGUCCGAAUAAAAAGCGCGCGUCCAAACCACCUGACAAUGUACUCCAGCAAAAGCGAAGGGCCACGCAGGGGAAGGUCCUUUGACUCAAUGAACAUCGGCUUGUGUUUGGAUGAAAAGCAGCUUAAUAAUGAGAUGAACAAAUCAACCUUUCCUAUAAUCGAUGAGAACAAAGAUAACAAGGGCUUGUCUGGAGAAAAGGGUCGUGCGGCAAUAGUAUUCACACUGAAGAAUGAAGUUGGGGGGCUUGUCAAAGCAUUAAAACUGUUCCAGGAAAAGCACGUGAAUCUUGUGCACAUCGAAUCCCGAAAGUCCAGGAGAAGCAACUCAGAGUUUGAGAUCUUGGUGGACUGCGACAGUGACCACGAGCAGCUUAGUGACAUCAUUCAACUGCUGCGUAAACACGUCAACGUGCUCGAUCUGGACGAGUCUGACAACCGACUACCGGAAGAGAGCGAAAUGUCAAAUGUACCCUGGUUUCCCAGGAAGAUUUCAGAUCUGGAUAACUGUGCCAACCGUGUAUUGAUGUAUGGAUCAGAUCUGGAUGCAGAUCACCCGGGAUUUAAGGACAAUGUGUACCGCAAAAGGAGAAAAUACUUUGCAGAUCUGGCAAUGAGUUACAAGUAUGGUGACUCCAUUCCCCGAAUUGAGUAUACAGAGGAGGAGGUAAAGACAUGGAGGGUCGUGUUCCGAGAGCUCAAUAACCUCUACCCUACUCAUGCUUGUCGUGAAUAUCUGAAAAAUUUACCUCUUCUCACCAAGCACUGUGAUUAUCGUGAGGACAACAUCCCACAGCUGGAGGACAUCUCACGCUUUCUAAAAGAGCGUACAGGGUUUACCAUAAGACCUGUGGCAGGAUACCUUUCACCAAGAGAUUUUCUGGCAGGAUUGGCUUUCCGUGUGUUUCACUGCACACAGUAUAUCCGGCACAGUUCAGACCCUCUCUACACACCAGAACCGGAUACGUGUCAUGAACUUCUGGGUCAUGUGCCGCUUUUGGCUGAGCCCAGCUUUGCACAGUUCAGUCAGGAGAUUGGACUUGCAUCACUUGGAGUAUCUGAUGAGGAAGUUCAGAAGCUAGCCACUUGUUACUUCUUUACUGUGGAGUUUGGGCUAUGUAAGCAGGAGGGGAAGCUGAGAGCAUAUGGUGCAGGCCUGCUGUCCUCCAUAAGUGAGCUAAAGCAUGCUCUUUCAGGGGACGCCUGCAUCAUGCCUUUUGAUCCCAAAGUCACAUGCAAACAGGAGUGCAUUAUAACCACCUUUCAGGACGUCUAUUUUAUGUCAGAAAGCUUUGAGGAGGCCAAAGUCAAAAUGAGGGAGUUUGCAAAGACAAUCAAACGACCUUUUACAGUGCGUUAUAACCCAUAUACACAGAGCGUGGAUGUGCUGAAGGAUACAACCAGCAUCAACUGUGUGGUGGAAGAGCUGAGACAUGAGCUGGACAUUGUUGGAGACGCCCUGAACAGACUAAAUAAAGAAUCAAAAAUUUGAAUAAUUGUUUCCAUUUAAAUGCAUAUUUUACUUUACGUACAAAUUGUCUGUCAAAUCCACAAAAUUAUUCAGCAUUAUUAUGAUAUUUCCAAGGCAAUUGUAAAUUCAUUGAGUUCUUAUCUAUUUAUAAAAUAAAUUAUAUAUACAAUGUAUGUUUAACUAUACAUUGUCAAAAUUUCAAAAGGCAAAUCUCAUGAUUUUUAAACAUCUGCAAAAGUGCUGCAUUUUUAAAAGUUCUUUUUACAAUUUUCUCUUUACAUAUGUCAAAAGAUACAUUUAUGGUGGCUCAGGUCAGAUUAAUGUGGUUGUAAUUUCAGCCUUUUGGUAAAAGUCAUUGAAAUCACUGUGUUGUAAGCUACUGUACCUUUGUGUAAUGAUAUAACCUACUGCUUAUUAUGAGUGGCACUGUUAUUCUUAUCAUUUUGAAUGUUUAUUAAACCAAACAGUCUAUUUAAUUAUUAGCUUUUAAAUAAAAGUAUACAAAUUCAGAACUGCAAUUCAAUGUUAUAUUCUAUAUAUCUUGUAGCUUAAUUCUCUCUCUCUCUCUCUCUCUCUCUCUCUCUUAUUGGGGAAAUGAAAAGCACAUUUAAGUUUUGUGAACUUAAUUGAACUUAAUUAUAUAAUAUAAUCAUGUGUCUAUAUACAAUCUACUGUAUCUUGUUGAUUUGUCAUGUCUGAUGUCUUGUAUACUGAUACAGUCUGAGCUUGAAUUUAUUUCAAAUGAUUAUUGUUUGUGUAAAAAUCUCAGUGGUUAUUUAAGGAAAAGUUUCACAUGUGAGUGUCAAUAAUGCUUAGCUACCAAAUAAAUAAUGUAAGGCAGAAAUCCUGCAAUACACUACAGGUUUUAAACUGCUUGAUAAAUGUGAAUUUAGUCAUGAAAGUCACUAAAUAAAAUUCCUUAUUUUUAUAAAAA
Messenger RNA from Clarias gariepinus (North African catfish), 2448 nucleotides. It is a transcript of the gene tph1a, whose product is annotated as tryptophan hydroxylase 1 (tryptophan 5-monooxygenase) a. Bases 84 to 1535 code for a protein of 483 amino acids. Gene Ontology annotation, cellular component: neuron projection. Gene Ontology annotation, molecular function: tryptophan 5-monooxygenase activity; iron ion binding. NCBI's taxonomy places the organism in Eukaryota, Metazoa, Chordata, Actinopteri, Siluriformes, Clariidae. Gene Ontology annotation, biological process: aromatic amino acid metabolic process; serotonin biosynthetic process. The record is from RefSeq and is a predicted model, not a curated record. The transcript is spliced from 11 exons.